Molecule: messenger RNA, 3222 nt
Organism: Stylonychia lemnae
Lineage: Eukaryota; Ciliophora; Spirotrichea; Sporadotrichida; Oxytrichidae
Source: the annotation of a GenBank genome assembly
AUGAGUGUCAGAGUAGCAGUUAGAGUGAGACCUUUUAAUUAAAGAGAAAUCUCCAAUAAUGCUGAGCUAUGCAUAAAAAUGAAUGGCCCUACAACAACAAUUAUUGAUGAUGAUGGUCAUCCAAAAGAUUUUGCAUUUGACUAUAGUUUCUGGUCACAUGACGGUUUUAAAAACAGAGAAGAUGGAUAUUCAGAAGCUGAAGAUAACAAAUACAUUGAUCAAAGAGCAGUAUAUAAUGAACUGGGAAAAAGUGUUUUAGACAAUGCCUGGGAUGGUUAUCAUUGUUGUCUAUUUGCUUAUGGACAAACUGGUAGUGGAAAGUCAUAUUCUAUGAUUGGAUAUGGAGCAAACAAGGGUAUUGUACCAAUGGCUUGCGAGGAAAUUUUCCAAAGAAUACAGGGUAAUACUGAUGCAGACAAGGCUUAUGAAGUCACAGUUUCUAUGGUUGAAAUUUAUAACGAAAAAGUGCAAGAUCUAUUGAUCAACCCAUCUAAAAGACCUUAGCAAGGUUUGAAAAUAAGAGAGCAUUCAACAGUUGGAGUUUAUGUGGAAGGACUGUCAAAGCAUCCAGUAUCAUCGUACAGAGCAAUUGAAGCAAAGAUGGAUGAAGGAAGUAAGAAUAGGACUAUCGGUUCAACUUAGAUGAAUGCUACAAGUUCAAGAGCUCAUACUGUGAUUGCUAUAGAAUUCAAAUAAAUUGUCACAUUUUAAGGAAAGAAAAGUGAGAAGUUUUCAGUUAUAAACCUAGUCGAUUUAGCUGGGUCAGAGAAAGCUGAUCAGACUGGAGCCACUGGAGAUAGAUUGAAAGAGGGUUGUGCUAUUAAUAAAAGUCUCACAUGCCUAGGUUAAGUCAUUAGUGUACUAGCUGAUAAGGCUAUGGGAAAGGGUGGGAAGCUCGUUGUACCUUACAGAGACAGUGCUUUAACAAGAAUGCUACAAAAUGCUUUAGGAGGAAACAGUAAGACAAUUAUGAUUUGCGCCUUAUCACCAGCUAAUAUAAACUAUGAAGAAACUAUGAGUACUUUAAGAUACGCUGAUAGAGCUAAGAAAAUCCAGAAUAAAGCAAUAGUAAAUGAAAGUCCUUAAGAUAAACUCAUUAGGGAACUCAAAGAGGAGAAUGAAAGGCUAAAGGCAGAACUUGCUAAAGGUGGUGGAGGUGGUCAUAGUGGAUCUGCCUUAAUGGAUGAGGAAGCUAAGCAAAAGCUCUAGGAAAUGGAAGAGCAAAUGAGAGCUAACUAAGAAGCAAUGAAAGAAAUGGAAAAAUCUUGGGAAUAAAAACUCUAAGAGGCAAAAUAAAGAGAGGAGGAAGACGCUAAAUUAAAGUAAAAAGCUGAGCAAGUCAAGUUUAGACCUCAUAUUGUAAAUCUGAAUGAAGACCCACUUCUUGAUAGAAAAAUUCUUUAUGAUCUUACCCAAUCUGAUUAAAUUCACAUUGGUCGUAAGAAUGGUAACCCAGCACCACAAGUUGUUCUUGGUGGUAUUGGUAUCCAAGCUAAUCAUGCAUUUUUUGAAGUUGGGUCUGAUGGAUAGUACUAUUUAAAACCUUCAUCAGCCUCAAGUGUUGACCAGAUCUCUGUUAAUGGUAAAAAAUUGACAUCAAUGGAUGGAAUUAUGUUAACUCCAAAUGAUAGAAUCGUGUUUGGUACUCAUUCAGUAUUCUUGUUUAAGGAUCCAGACAAUGAAGCAUCAUCUUCUCAAGAAGACUCAGAAGAUAAUCCAAUUACUUGGGAAUCAGCCUAAUCUGAGAAAGCAGAAUUGGAAGAUUAAAACAUGAAGAAACAAUAAGAAGAAUAAGCAAAAAGACAAGAAGAAGAGACUAAGUAAAAGAUGAUGGAGCUUGAAAAUAGAAUGGCAGAGGAAAAGAAAAAGUAAGAAGAAAUGAGAAUUCAAAUGCAAAAGGAAUAUGAAGAAAAACUAAAGCAGCUUCAGUAAAAUAAUGAAGAAGAGGAGGGGAAGAAGCUUGAGUAAAAAAUGAAAGAGGAAAUGGAAAAAAUGAAAAAGUAAGAAGAGCUUAGAUUAAAACAACGUGAAGCUGAGGAGAAAAAAAUCUAAAGAAAGUAACAAGAAUAAAGUGACUUGGAAAAAAGACUGGGAUAGAUACUGCCUCUAGUAAAUGAAGCUAAUCUUAUAGCUAAAGAACUCAAGAGAGAAAUAAUUUUCAAUGCUAAGUUGAUAAAAUCUAUUCCAGAAACUAGAGAGGAUGGUACUUCAGAUCUUGGAACUACAGAUAUUGUUAUCAAAACUGAAAAUUUCGAGGAAGGUUACUACUAUUAAUGGCCGGAAGACAAAUUUAAUGAUAGAAUUUUCAUGAUGAGAGAUCUAGUAAAUGAGUAUUUUGAAAGUGGAACUCUUCCAAAACUAACACAUGACACUGAUCCAUUUUGGGAUCCUCCAGAACCAAUGCUUAUCGGGUAGAGCUUUAUUUCUAUGAAAAAUCUUGGGUACCUUAUAGAAAAUGAAAUGGAAUCUAAGAUUCUUUCAAGUGAAGGUAAUUCAGGUGUUAGGGGUUAAUUAAGUGUUAAAUAUUUCCCAACAGAUGAAGCUGGAUAAGGUGAACCAAAUGAAGAUGACCUUCCUGAAGAACCUGAAGACUUACUUGGUAAGCCAGUAACAUUCAGAGUAGAAAUUGAGAAGGCGAAAGAUUUACCAGUAGAAUUAAGCAAAAAUACUUUUGUUAAUUACAAAUUUGGUUUCGAGGGAAAUAAGAUAAAUUAGACCUAAGAAAACAAUGGCAAAGAAAGAAAUCCAGUUUUUAAUUUCAAAAAAGUUCAUCACAUAGAGAAGGUUACUCCUUCAAUCUUAGCUUAUCUCUAAAAUGGCUAGUUAUGCUUCAGAGUUUACGGUUAUCCAGACUAUGAUUAAGCCCGUAAAAUGCAAAAGAAGGAGCUUGAAGAAUCUAAAAAAGAAGUUACUUAAAAAGAAGAUUUAAAGAGAAAAGCAACAGUCAAACUUGAGAAUGAAGCUAAGCAUACUGGCAGAGAAGAAAGCAAAGCUAUUCAUUAAUAACAUUAACAACAAAAAGCUAAAGAAGAGGUUAAAUCUACUCAUGAGCCUAAGAAGGAAGCUGAUCAUAAUUAAAAUACAGAUUAACAGAAAAAGGAAGAAUCAAAGGUUCCUGAGAAGACAGAGACAAAAGUUUCAGAAAAGAAAGAUAUAAAGACAGCUGAUAAAGUCUUAGUUGAUGGAGAAGUUGGAAAGACAGGUUGCUGCAAUAUCUAUUGA